Dictyostelium discoideum AX4 is the source of this 174-nucleotide messenger RNA. RefSeq lists its product as hypothetical. NCBI's taxonomy places the organism in Eukaryota, Evosea, Eumycetozoa, Dictyosteliales, Dictyosteliaceae. The record is from RefSeq and is a predicted model, not a curated record. The transcript has a single exon. Bases 1 to 174 code for a protein of 57 amino acids.
AUGAAUAAAACACCAACAAUAACAACAACUACAACAACUACACCACAAAUUAAGAAGGAUCUACAUGAAAAUGAACAAGGAAAGAAGGAGCUAAUGGAUAAGCUCAACGAAUGUAAAAGUGCAUAUGCUAUAUUAAGCUCAAAGGGCCACGCACUUGAAGGUGAACUAAAAUGA